Myotis daubentonii (Daubenton's bat) is the source of this 511-nucleotide messenger RNA. It is a transcript of the gene SDHAF3, whose product is annotated as succinate dehydrogenase complex assembly factor 3. Lineage: Eukaryota; Metazoa; Chordata; Mammalia; Chiroptera; Vespertilionidae. The record is from RefSeq and is a predicted model, not a curated record. Gene Ontology annotation, cellular component: mitochondrial intermembrane space; mitochondrion. Gene Ontology annotation, biological process: mitochondrial respiratory chain complex II assembly; succinate metabolic process.
CGCCUACUUCCGCCGGGCCGCGGGCUCCCCGAUCCCCGGCGCGGAGCCGCCGCGCGCCGCCCUGUGCGCAGGCGCGGUCUGCGGCCCCAGGCCCCCGCGCGGCGCUAUGCCGGCCGCGCACGUCUCGCGGGUGCGGGCCUUGUACCGGCGCAUCUUGCUGCUGCACCGCGCGCUGCCCCUCGACCUCAAAGCCCUGGGCGACCAGUACGUGAAGGACGAGUUUAGGCGACAUAAGGCGGUUGGUGCUGACGAGGCCCGGCGGUUCUUGCAGGAAUGGGAGGCGUAUGCAGCAGUGCUAUGGCAACAAGCUAACGAAAACAGCCAAAAUUCAACUGAAAAAGCAUGUUUUGGAGCCGCCCUCCCAGAAGAGAAACUUAAUGACUUUCGUGAUGAACAAAUAGGACAGCUGCAGGAGCUGAUGCAAGAAGCCACUAAACCCAAUAGGCAAUUUAGUAUUACUGAGUCUGGGAAACCAAAAUGUUAGUCUGUACAAUAAAGCUUAACAAAAGCA